This is a messenger RNA of Ostreococcus lucimarinus CCE9901, 2325 nucleotides long. RefSeq lists its product with no specific name. Gene Ontology annotation, molecular function: SNARE binding; zinc ion binding. The record is from RefSeq and is a predicted model, not a curated record. The transcript has a single exon. Gene Ontology annotation, biological process: endoplasmic reticulum to Golgi vesicle-mediated transport; COPII-coated vesicle cargo loading; intracellular protein transport. The coding region runs from base 1 to 2325 and encodes 774 amino acids. Lineage: Eukaryota; Viridiplantae; Chlorophyta; Mamiellophyceae; Mamiellales; Bathycoccaceae. Gene Ontology annotation, cellular component: COPII vesicle coat; endoplasmic reticulum exit site.
AUGAACUUUGUGGAGGAUUUCGCGUCUCUGAACCUCGGUCCGGGCGGUGGUCCCGGUGGGGAGGCUGGAAUGGAUCCCGCGACGUUUCCUCGACCGGGCGACGACGAAGCGCGUCCGAACUUGGAGCUUUCGUGCGAUCCCAAGUACAUGCGUCUGACGUGCGGGGCGCUGCCGUCGAGCCCGAGCUUGAAGACGAGGUUCGCCAUGCCGCUGGGAUGCAUCGUCCAGCCGCUCAGACCUGGAGAUGAGACGACGGUGAAGACGGCGCAUUUCGGGAGCUCGGGUAUCGUGCGAUGCCGCAGAUGUCGAACUUACAUAAACCCUUUCGUGCAAUUCACAGACGGCGGGCGGCGAUUUAGGUGCAACGUGUGCGCGCUGCCCAACGAAGUGCCGGUGGAUUACUUUUGCACGCUCGACGCGAACGGGGUGCGUCGAGACAUCGCCGAGCGCCCUGAGUUGAACAGUGGAACGGUUGAAUUUUUAGCGAGCCAAGAGUACAUGGUGCGACCGCCGAUGCCGCCGUCCUACUUCUUCGCCUUGGACGUGUCGCACACGGCGGUGAAUAGCGGCUUUUUGAAACAAACGGUGGAGGUGAUUCGGGACUCCCUCGACGUCAUGUCGAAGAAGAGCGAGCGCACGCGGGUCGGAUUCUUGACGUACGAUUCGACGUUACACUUUUAUAGCCUGAAGGCGAAUCAGUCUCAGCCGCAAAUGAUGGUAGUCGCCGAGCUCGACGACCCGUUUUGUCCGAUGCCAGACGACUUGCUGGUGAAUCUCGCCGAGUCGCGCGCGGUGAUUGAUGCAUUUUUAGACAUGGUGUGCGAUACGUACGCGCAGACGCAAAACAUGGAAAGUGCCAUGGGCCCGGCGAUUCAAGCCGCGUUCUUAGCUAUGUCUCACAUCGGUGGUAAGCUUCUCGUGUUCCAAUCCUGCCUGCCCACGCUCGGCGCGGGACGCAUGAUCAACCGCGACGACACGCGAGCGAGCACGGAUAGCACGAAGGAACACCUGCUUCGCGGCCCGGUCGAUGGUUUCUUCAAGAAGACCUCGGCAGAGUGCUCACGACAUCAGAUUUGUAUCGAUUUGUACACCAUCGCGGCGCCGUUCUCUGAUUUGGCCUCCAUGGCGGUGUUGUGCAAGUUCACCGGAGGCGAGUUGCGACAUUACCCCGGUUUUACGCCGGACAAGGAUGGGGUAAAGUACGCAAAGGAGCUGAAAAAUAAUCUCACGCGCUUCACCGCGUGGGAAGCCGUGUGUCGGGUGCGAUGCAGUCGAGGAUUUAGAAUCUGCGCCUUCAACGGGCACUUCUUCAUUCGAUCGAUGGACUUGCUCGCGCUCCCGGCGACGGAUGGCGACAAGGCGUACGGCGUGCACAUCGCGCACGACGAAGUGGUUCCGAGCACGAACAUUUCGUACUUGCAGUGUGCGCUACUGUACACCUCCGCAGAAGGAGAACGCAGAAUCCGAGUGCACACGAUGGCGGUUCCGGUGGUGACAGACAUAGCAGAGAUGUACCGCGCCGUGGACUGCGGCGCCAUGGGCGCGUUCAUGGCGCGUUUGGGCGCCGAGCGCACGCUCACGGUGCGAUUGCAAGAUGCGCGCGAGGCGGUGAUGACCAAGGUUGUCGCCACGUUGCGUGAGUUCAAGUUGCUCAACACGCAAGCGUCGAGAGCGUUCAAUAGGCUCAUCUUCCCCGAGAGCAUGAAGUUACUUCCGUUGUGGAUCUUCGCCGCGAGCAAGAGCACGGCGAUGCGAGGCGGCCCGCGAGACGUCCCCGUCGACGCGCGGAUCGCCGCUGUGUACGACUUCAUGUCUGCCUCGACGGAAGAAAUCUUAAAGCUGCUGUAUCCCACGAUGCACGCCUUGCACACGAUGCCCGAGGAAGCGGGUACGAAGGACGAAUACGGCAGAGUGAUUUUGCCGCCGCGCACCGUCCUCGCGGGCGAGCGCAUCGACGCUCGCGGCGCCUACCUCGUCGACGACGGUCGUCGCCUGCUUUUAUGGCUCGGAAAGAUGCUCGACCCACAGUUCGUCGCCGCUUUGUUCGGCCCUAGCGGUCCUCCGAGCGCGGAUGUGGACUGCAACCUCCCUCAUCUGGACACCGACGUCUCGCGUCGCGCGCGCGCCGUCGUCGACGACAUACGCGCCGAGGCGUCCCGCGCGCGUCAUCUCGCCCUCACCGUCGUCAUCCAAGGCCAUCCGAGUGAGACGCAAUUAUUCCCUUACCUCAUCGAAGAUCGAGGCGCGGCCAACGUGCCCGGCGCGUCGUCCUACGGCGAGUUCCUAGUGCAGCUUCACAGGCAAGUCUCCGCCGCGCAGCGGUGA